GCAGCAGUGUUACUCGCAUACCUCAGUUGGUGCUCGACCAACUUCUGAUACGAGAAUAACAAAAAACAUAAACAAUCAAUUCCUUCCCUCAGGUCAGUCGUUUUGUUGUGGAAACUACCUGGUUAGAUAAUUUGAUAACAUCUACAUUUGCAACGUUGAAUCAACGAGACAACACCAAUAAAUUGUGCUGUGUUUUGGCGGAUCAGCUAGCUACGUAACGUUAGCUAGCUGACUCGACAUCUGACAUAGCGAGCUAGCAGCUAGCUAGCAACCACUACGGAUGCAAUCUAGCUAGCGGCUUUCGUUAUCAAAUACUCCCAGCAUGCUGAUGGUGGGAGGCGAUGGACGGAUGCAGUAAAAUGAGUGUGAUGGAGCUGUGUGAGACGGAUGAUCUGGCCACCAGCUUGGUGCUGGACCCCUUGCUGGGGUUCAGCACCCAUAAAAUGAACGUCAGCCCCCCCCCAGAGGUCCGUCGUUGGGGCUACCUCAAAGAGACUCUGCUACGCUUCCAACGCACACAUGACUUGCAGGCCACCUUUGAGGCCCUCACAGUGGGAGACUGGGCCUGUGACUACUUCACUGGACUGGGCACCCACCGCCUGGAACUACUGAAACAGCAUGUGUAUCGCUAUCUCUGUGCCUUCCUGUUGGAUAGCGGUGUCCAGAUUGAGUCAUGUGACCGAUACUCUUCAGAAACCAACGGAGCAAAGAUAACCUCUACCAAGCACUGGUUUGUAGGUGAGCGGAUGGAGGUUCUGCUGGGUUGUAUAGCCGAGCUGAGUCCAGCAGACAGUGCUGUUCUGAGAGCAGGGGUGAAUGACUUUAGUGUGAUGUACUCCACUCGUAAGCGCUGUGCACAACUCUGGCUUGGGCCUGCUGCUUUCAUCAACCACGACUGCAGACCAAACUGUAAGUUUGUUCCUGGCGAUAAGAAUGGAGGCUGUGUAAAAGUGGUGAGGCCCAUCGCACCUGGGGAGGAGAUCACCUGUUACUAUGGCGACAGCUUUUUUGGAGAAGACAAUGAAAUGUGUGAAUGCUGCACCUGUGAGAGGAAGGGAGAGGGUCACUUCCGACACAGAGAGAGGCAGCCUGGUUGUGAUGACUCAAAUGAUCUGUCUGGCCAGAAGUACCGCCUCAGAGACACAGACCUUCGUCUUAACAGAGGGAAAGCACCCUGUCCUCCUACAUUUCGGCCUACAUUUACAUUUUCAAAUUCAGCUAUCCCUUCAAGGAAUUCAUUUACCCAGCAGAUGAAGAGAAAUGCUCUGAUGAUGAGCAGGAAGACCAAAAGGUUGAAACAGGAGGGGCAAAGGAGGAUAUCGGGAAUGAAGCAGCAACGGCUGAUAAUGCCAUCCCUAUCAGAGGUGGUGUUGAGGAACCUUAGGGUCCGAGUACGGCGCCACACGUUCAACUUCUUGUUGAGCUGCAAGGACCCCACCAGUAAAGAGAGGGCCUUGCUGCACCAGCUUGAACAUGUGGAGGCAAAAGACAAGUGGAGGAAGGAACAAUCUGCUCUCUGCUGUACAACCAAAGAGAAUGACAAAAAAGAGAAGAGCAGCAAUAUUUGUGAGUUAAACCUGAAGCCUUUCACUCUUCACUCUUCCUUGUCUUCUCAACAGAAAGCUGGACCAGCAGUUUGUGGACAGAUACUGGGUGGCAAGCCCCUUCGAGUGGUGGAAAAAGUAUCUGUCCAGACAAGGAUAUCUUCCAGAACAAGGAGCAUGAUCAGAAACUGUCACACACGCCAGCCUGUUUCCAGAGCCAAGAAGAACAACAAAAUCAUUAGCAAGCGCACUGAACUCACCAAACCCAUUUACAGAAAAAGCAACAGCGCAAGUCCUCAGAAACACAUGGAUAGCUGUAGUGGAAAAGAUGCCACGCACAAUAUUAUCAAAGAUAUUCAUGGAACCAAUUGCAUAACCAUCGAAGAUAACACCAGCGGCAACAACAACGAUGUGGCAUACAUCAGCAACAGAACAUACACUGGAGGAGGCGGGCCCAAAGGCAGCAAGGCUCAGGGUGCAGAUCAGAACCCAGUGGAUGUGAAAGUGGAAAUCAAAACCAUUGGAGAAUCGGGGACUGAUAGGACACUUGUGGCGAGCAAACCCACUGGUAAAAGGGUUGAAGUUUGCCAAAGUGCUUUGGAUAAAGCCAAGAAGCCUGGGAAUCACAAGAAACCCAUUAGUACUCCCAUUGUCACUACCACCCCUAGCACCAUUUCUCUCUCUUCCCCCUCACUUGGCCAUGUUCCAGUAAUGUCAGGACUGAAGCAAGUCACAGUUAGCUUGAUAAGAGUGUCUGUGCCGGGAAGUGUAGCAGAAGAAAGGGCCUGUCCAGGAUUGGAGGGAAAGGGCAUUGUGAGAAGAGAGAGCAGCGUACCAGUGCAAGCAGAACAGUUGGCUAGAUCAGCUACACAGGGAGGAGAGGCAGAAACCAGAGUGUCCAGGUCCCAGCAGAAGUCCAUGGAGGAAGCAGGCAGAGAGUUGUCAGAAGCUGAAGGUAAGAAAGGGGUGAGGGAAAUGUAUUUCAAGGCUAAGGUUAACAAAAUUGAUGUAGGGAGGGGACAGACUUCUGUGGUGAAGGUUGAUUUACUACAUGGUGAGAAAGGGGGAGGUGAUAAGGUCAUUGAAAUAGAAGCUGCUUGUGGGGUGGAACAGGUUAGUGUGGCUGGUAAGGGGCAUAGGGGGAGUGUAAAAUACAUUGACAGAGGGGCAAAACUAAAUAGGGAAAGUGUACAAUCUCUAGUUGUUGGCUGUGAUAAGAGGGUGCUUAGAGGGCGAAAUGAUGCAGAAGAACAGAGUAAUGGAAAAGUAGGAGGAGGAGGACAAAAUAGCAAAAGUUGUGACAGCAUUAUCCAAAAGGAUGGAGGUAAGAAUGAGAGGGUGUCUGAAAUGGUAAAGGGGAGUAGUAUGCCCAUAACUAUGGACAAGAAGGGAAUUGUCAUCAAACAGGUGAGGGUUCUACUUUCUGAUAUUCUAAGAAAAGAGCGGGAUCAGAAGGCUGGGAGCUCAGAAAGUGGGAACACAGGAAAGAAAGAUCUAAUUUCCUCCAAGCAAAUGGAAGAUGGCAGAGAGGCAAAUAAUGAUGGAGGGAAAGGGGUGAGGGAACAAAUAUUAUCUGAUGCACAGAUAAAUAGUUUGCCUCACGCAAAAACACAAAGUGGGAUAAUUUCCAAACGGGGGAAAGGAAGGGCUAGUAAGAUGAAACUUGAGGAUCCAGGCCAAGGCUUGCAUGUUCACUCGCCACAAAGUAAUGAUGAUUUAGUCCCAGCGAAAGAUAGGCUUUCCAAGUCUCCCCCUCCCUCUUCAGAAUAUCUUCAGGCACACACCCAGGCCAACAUUCCUCUGAAGAAACGGAUGUUCCGUAAUUCAGUGGAGACUGACUCUGAGCAGAGCAUCAACUCUCCUGUGUCAGAGCCCUCCUCCAAGGACCUCAGACCCUCAACAGAGCUGAGGCAGAAUCUUACUCUGUGUUCAGGAAGAGAAACCAAAGCUAUCAAAGUGUUGAAGGAGGACAGCGGUAGAGGUGGGUUGCGGUCAAAUAGUGACCCUAAGUCUACGGUUUCAGAGCUUGGGGUCCAAUUUCGGACACAGGCCUUCAAGAGGACAGCAAAACAAAAUGCAACUCCCAGAAUGCUGCGUCCCAGAGUCAAUCAACUGGAACAAGACCGGCCACGGAGGAGUGCAGGAAAGUAUAAAAGAGGGACCCAAGACGCAGAGGUACUGGAGAAUGAAUCUGAUGAGGUCAAACACAAUGCAGGGCAUGAUGAAAUCUCACCGGAUUCUAGAAAAGAACAUGUAAAUGAAGGAGAGAAGAAGCCAGAAUUACAUACUGAGUUAGUGAAUUCACUCACCUCGCCAACAUGUAAGGAAGAGAAUGGGAAAGGGCAGAGCCUCAACUUCAAAAUUCGUUUUAAGAGAAAAAGGGGCAAAGUGUGGGAGUUGGACAGACCUGCAGGAGGAGAGGAUUUGAUUAUUGAAGCAGAAAAGUCUAUUGAUUCACAACAAUUGGAGCCUUAUAGGGCCAUUUUAGAUUCUGUGUCAAUCUUGAACUUAGAAAUGAAGAAGGGUGCCCAGGUAGAUGGGAAAGAGACUCAUGACGUACGAUUUUGGAAGAGACGUAAAGUUAGACGAGACAGAUUGGGGAGUUUGAAAGCUAGAGGUCCCAUUUUGAUGAAUAGGCAGGGUGAGGUUGUAGCUGUAGACUCGAAAGAGAGAAAAAAACAACGGGGGGAGCUCAGCGAGGUAGAGAGAAAUGAGGUGCUAGACGAGGUUAUUUAUGGAGGAAAGCAACUGCCAGGAGAAAAGGACCAUACAAUUUCUAGUGAGGGUAUGUCUGUCGGAGUGGAGGGACUGCAAUGUGACUAUCAAGUGACACCAAGCUCUGUUAGAAUCUGUGAAAAAGAAAAAGAUAUUCCGUCCUUGGAUGGAGACGGAGAACAAGUGAAGGAUACUUCUAUUAGAGUGGAGAGUAGUUUGGUUGACAGUGGGGCACUGCAUGAACACAAAGUAAAGGAAGAAGACCAACCCUUGCCACGGAUCAAACUGCGGAGAAAAAUACAGGGUGUAUGGGAGGUGGACAGCCAGGAGUUGGAGCAGAGUGAAGCAGAGUCUGAAAAAGAGAAGAAGGAAAUUACAUGUGUUAAGCCAAAAGAAGAGUGCCCUUCUCAGCCUUCCGCCUGCCAGAAACUCAACAGUGCAACCAAGAAAACAGAACCCCCCCCCCUCACUUUAUCUCUCUCACCCUUGACCCUUAACUCACCCCAACCUUUGGGUUCUGAUGUGAUGGCUUAUGCUCCUGAAACAAUGAAUGAUAGGGCCAUGCCAAAAAUCAGUAAUCGAGGAGGAAGGGGAAGAGGAAGGAAGGAAAGGCAAAAAACAGAGACUGUUCGUAAGAGUGCAACUGGAGAGAUGGGAACUUCUUGUCUUAGUCAUAACCUGCUACAGAUAGACAACAGUCUUUCUAGACUUUCCGAAGGGUUAUGUCAGUCACAAUCCUUAGAAAAAAACAUACCUUCUGAUUACACUGCUUCCACCUCAAAGAUUCCGUCCCAGUCUCAGUCUCCACCGUUCAGUUUUCCAGAAAGGAUGCUUUCCACAGAAUCCAGCUUUGCUAAUUGCUGUGAAGAUCUCCUCGACUUCCAGUGUCUCAAUCUUGAAGGGUUCUAUCAUCCACAGAACAUCCUCCAAACCUCUCCAAUAGACCUCUGUCCAAUGGAUCCACCCAGCGGGCCCUUUAGUAGUCCCCUCUCUCAUAGCCCCUCGGAUGCUUGGAACCCAGAAACUCCAUACCUUGGCCCUCCAAGCCCAGGAAGUAUUUUCAAUGCAGAGGAUCAGCAAUUUCUUAAUGGUCUUGUGUGCUCCAAAAAUGAGUCUCUCCCUUUGGAUUGUGGAGUUAAGGAUACUUCCAAAGACAGAGGGCAGCUCAAUGCAAAUUUUAGUUUUACACCCCUGAGCAGCGCUGAAGGGACUUUCAUGGAUCGUUUUUUGAUGAAGAAUCCUGGUAUGAAACUGUCAAAAGAAGAUUCUAAGACACAGCCCUUAUCUUCAGCAGCCAAAACCCAGUACUCUCACAAAGAAUCAUUCAUGUUUAAUACAAAUACUCCAUCCAUCGGUUCCCAUUCCCAGAAUACCCCAGUCAAUGUUCUCAAUCAGAGCACCAAUGGUACUAAAGCUAGUUUUACCCAUUCAAAUUUUUCUAAGGUCCAGCCUCAAGUCAAAACUCCGGGUCCCUUCCACCUGAUGAGCUCUUCCAACAAAUCUCAAUAUUCUUCCACCUCUCAGCCAGUGCCAAGUUCCUUCAAAACUGGGCCCCAGAAUUACUCAGCCAAGUCCGUCCAUUCACCUCAAAUGGUUUCUAACAAGUUUGGCUCACAAUUAAAUCCUAAUGUAGGAGAUGCUUUUCGCAACACCUAUGACAAAAGCUCCAGUGUGAUCCAGAGUGUGCUUAAGUUUCAAGGAGGGAAACCAAGUCAGAAUUUGAAUAGUGCCCCUUCUAAAGUUAAUAUUGCCGCUGGCAGCCCUAAAAUUGCGCCCAAACCUCACAUUGCCAAAUCUAGGUACAGUGACACUGAGAAGGUCCACCAGAGUAACAAAUGUUCAGCUUCUAGUACUGGCGGUCAAAAAGGUAGCAUGCCCAGUUAUAGCAUCACUUCGGGAAAAGAUCCAAUUCGUCUCAAUGCAUCAAACUACCCCAUCAAGUCAAAUCUUCACAAUGACAAAGUCCAUCCAGAUUAUUUCCAGACGUCCAGUAAAAGUACACCGACAGCUUUGGAGAAGCCGCCCUCUGACAAACCCCAAUACACUGAAACCAGCUUUGGAAGCAAAAACUUCUCUACUCUCCCAAGGCCUUUCUUUUUCCCCAGCCAAGCACCUCAGAGUUAUGGGUCUCCUCAUGGCAAACGUUUGAAUCAGGACAAGCCCUGUGCUGCUGUGCACUCCCAGAACCCUCACUCUUCCUAUGCCACAUCGGUGUCACCUGACAAACUGUGUUACGAUUCCUCAGACUUUACCUUUUCCACCUCGCUCUCUCCCUCUAUGUCUCAGCACAAUAGCCCCCAAGUAGCCCACAGCUCUCCCUCUGGAUCACAGACACCAGCAAACAAACAGCAGCCCCCCUCCUCCUCCUUCUCCUACUCUUAUGGUCACCAAGGUCCACCUUACGUGGUCAACUUUACUGGUGACCACUCAGUCACCAUGGGCCUGGGAGAUUACCCAGGGUCACCUCCCACCAACUAUACGUACCGCUGCCUCAUGGAGCCUUCGGGCACCCAGGGGAGGCUGGUUCUGGAGCCCUGUGGACCCCAACUCUCACACUCACCGUCUUUCUCUGUGGGGGGCUUUUCAGGGCUUAAAGGCCAGGAUGACCACUGCAAGAGGGACAUACAACAGCAGUGCCAGCCCAUAGACCACCCACCAACAUCCCACCAUGCGCCCACAUCCUCACACUCCUUGAAUACCCCGGUCUCAGACCGAAAGCCCAAGAGACUGAGGCUAGUGGUUACUGAUGGGCUAGUGGAUCUGGACCUCCAGUAUACAGACUGAUUUAUACCUGUCCUUCUCAUCUGACUUUGAUUCAGCUUGUAAUAUAUCAACAUUAUUGUAUAGAAUUGUUCAUGAGGAGCAUAUCUCUGCCCCAAUGUUUUUUAAACAAUUUCCACAGUCUACAUAUCCUUAAGUUUGUUUAAUGGUUACUGGUGUUUGUUCUAUUCCCUCUCUUGGAUACUAUUAUGAUAUGAAUGUCUCAGAGAAGGUUUUAUUGACAUCUGUGGGGAUCGAGUAAUGCUUAUGCUUAACAGUUUUACUUCUAUUUAUUUUGUGAAUAAAACCAUCUUCUGUGUAAGUUCAGUGAUUUGCAAGAGGAAAAUAUGUAGUGAAUAGAUCAGUCAGUCUCCAGAAUCCUUUCAUAGUCUGUCAUAGCAGAGGUUAGCCUCAAGGUGGGCACAUUGAACCCUCUAGGACAGCGUUUCCCAAACUCGGUCCUCGGGUCCCCAAGUGGUGCACGUUUUGCUUUUUGCCCUAACACUCCUAACACUACAAAGCUGAUUCAUAUAAUCCAAGCUUGAUGAUGAGUAGAUUUUUUUGAAUCAGCUGUAUAGUGCGAGGGCAAAAACAAAAAACUUGCACCGGGUUUGGGAAACCCUGCUCUAGUAGUGUGUGGAGGCCUUCUUAUUGUACUGUAACAUAGUUGAAUGGAUUGUUCUCUAAAAUGGACAUGUCAGGAAGAUAGGCCUACACAAACCAUUUGUGCAUUUCAGAACAUGAUUACUUUAUUACUUUUACAUAAAACGUGUUUUAAAGUUAAAGUUCUAAAACAAGCAAAGUGUGCCUCUAACAUGUUUCUGUGAUUUUGGGCAGUAGGGCUUUGAUUCGUGUCGGUUUAAGUACUGUCUACGAGCUCUAAAAUGUACAGUUUUAUUGGGUCUGCAUUCUGUUUCACUAAGUACAUAGAUGUGCAAGUGUGUGUGGGAGUGAGGAGGAAUUUUAGGUACCAUGCUUUUCUGUACAUGGUAUGUUUGUGCACUGCCUUGCCAAUUUGAGUUAAGAUUAGCAGUUUAUGCUGCAUCAAGAAAUGCACAGUGCAUGAACAGUGUGUGUACUGUAGAAUGAGUUCCAGGCCUGUAAAUUCCAGGACAACUCCACUGGGGGGGUGGCGUGCAUGACAUUAACUGCAGCUCUGCAGCUGCUGUCCAGAGCUCCCACAGUAUACGAGGGAGGGAGACCGGGUGGGUGGGAGACUGACUGCAAUGUUUUCUGCAGAAUGAGGUUUUCUUUGGUCUUGUGUAGAUCAAGGGGUAGAUGAUACUGUAUUAGUGGGGCAACUUGGACUAAGUGGGUACAUUUUGUGUUCCCUCCCUUCCUUCUUUACCCUCUGCAUCCACACUGAGAAUACUUGGUGGUUAUGGCAUUAUUUAUGAAGCAACUUCAAAGCAAUCUGUUGUGAAUUAGAGCAAGGGCUGUGACUUGUUACUUGAUAAUCUUGCUUUUAGUCUUGUCUCGCUCAUUACUUAAUUGGAUCACACUGGUUAGGCUAGUUGUAGAUGGUGAUCACAAUGAAAUGUUAUCCGAGAAAUGUGUAGUCAGCCACGUGGUUGCAUGUAUUAUUUUUACAUCCGUGAAUGAGAUUCGUUGCUCUUUCUUACACAUUUGUAAUGUCGUUUGAACAUUCCACUUUCCUCAUCUAGACAUUGUUCCAGUAGCAAUCCAACAGAGGUACUCAAUAGGACUACAUAAUCUUAUAUAAAUACCAUGAAGUAGUAAUGUCUGUGUCUAUGUGUAUUAUUAUUAUUAUUAUUAUUAUUGAAAAUGGUGCUUUAUUGUAAUUUAAUAUUUUACACAUAAUAUUGAUUGUUCGAGAUAUGAAAGGUUUGUUUAUAUUACAUGAUAGAACAUAUUGUUUAUUUACUUUUUAAAAAAUCUAACAUUUCAUUUAUGGUUCCCCGACGUCUCCCCUGGACCAAGAUUUAGAGUUGAUUCAGGUGGUGAUAUAUAAUCAGCCUUUUGAAGAGGUAAACAUUCUAAUGGUCUGCUGUAGAAUUGUAAAAUGUAAAUCAUUAAAGAAAAAUGCAUUCUUUUUUUGAAUUAA
Messenger RNA from Coregonus clupeaformis (lake whitefish), 9084 nucleotides. RefSeq names its product lysine methyltransferase 5C (gene kmt5c). Gene Ontology annotation, cellular component: nucleus. Bases 342 to 7043 code for a protein of 2233 amino acids. Gene Ontology annotation, molecular function: histone H4K20 methyltransferase activity; protein binding. The transcript is spliced from 9 exons. The record is from RefSeq and is a predicted model, not a curated record. Lineage: Eukaryota; Metazoa; Chordata; Actinopteri; Salmoniformes; Salmonidae.